This is a messenger RNA of Syngnathus acus (greater pipefish), 2720 nucleotides long. RefSeq names its product solute carrier family 27 member 6 (gene slc27a6). Lineage: Eukaryota; Metazoa; Chordata; Actinopteri; Syngnathiformes; Syngnathidae. The record is from RefSeq and is a predicted model, not a curated record. Gene Ontology annotation, molecular function: long-chain fatty acid transmembrane transporter activity; long-chain fatty acid-CoA ligase activity.
CUGUGUCUAGCUGUGAAUGCGAUACGUUAACGCUAUUUGUUUUACGUCACUCUCGGUUAAUGUUUAUCACGUUGAGCAUGUAGGUGGUGCGUGUUAUUAGUGUACUUCUCAGCUCGCUCUUCGAAUCCACCACAGAAAUUAUGCUUUCUUUUGCCUGGAUCUCAGCUCUAGUCGUGGGUAUGUUUUCUGCUCAUGUUUUGCAGACCCUUUUUUUCCCCUACUUUUGGAAAGAUUUUUUCUUUCUUUUGAGUCUAAUCCGGUUUGGUGUGAAACUGGAGCUGUUCAGGCUGACUUCUAGAGUCUGUACAGUCCUGGACAGGUUCAUUCAACAGGCGCAUCGUAUCCCCGACAAGCCUUUUAUCAUUUAUGAAGGGAGCGUCCACACCUACAAGGAUAUUGAGGAGCGCAGCAACAGGCUGGCAAAUGUUUUCCUCCAGAAACUCAAGAUAACCAAAGGCGACUGCGUUGCCAUGCUCAUGAACAACGAGCCCGACUUCGUCUGCGUUUGGUUCGGAUUGGCAAAGGUCGGCUGUCCUGUUGCUUUUCUGAAUACAAACAUUAAAUCUAGAUCGUUGUUGCAUUGCAUCAACUGCUGUGGAGCCAAAGCUGUAAUAGUUGGCGCAGAUUUAGUAGAGUGUGUUCAUGGUAUCAUAAGUGACCUACUGGAGGACAACAUUCAGGUGUGGACAAUGAAGAGCCAUUGUGGGGACACAAAUGUGGAGUCGGUGAUUGAUCACAUAGAUGCUGCCACUGACAAACCUGUACCAGCAAGUUUACGUGCCACCACCUCUCUUAAAUCCCCUACCCUCUACAUCUUCACCUCUGGAACUACUGGGCUUCCUAAGGCAGCAGUAAUCACUCACCUCCAAAGCUUGAAGGCAGCAGGAGGAUUCUGGGCAUUUGGUGUGACUGAAAAUGAUGUGAUAUAUAUACCUCUGCCGCUUUACCACAGUGCAGCUUCACUGCUUGGUAUAGGAGGAACCAUUGCGCUUGGUGCAACAUGCAUUCUAAAGAAGAAGUUCUCAGUCUCACAAUUCUGGACUGACUGUCGAAAAUAUAAUGCAACAGUUUUCCAGUAUAUUGGUGAACUGUGCAGAUACCUCUGCAACCAGCCAAAGACAGAGAUCGACAAGGUCCACUCGGUGCGGAUGGGAGUCGGGAAUGGGCUGCGUCAGGAUGUCUGGCAGGAGUUCCAUAGACGCUUUGGAAACAUAAAAAUGUGCGAGGUGUAUGGCUCCACUGAGGGAAACCUGUGUUUCAUGAAUUACAUGGGCAAGAUUGGCACAGUGGGGCGUUCCAACUUCAUCUACAGGCUCCUGCUCAAAUAUGAUCUGGUAAAGUAUGACAUGAUGAAAGAUGAGCCAAUGAAAGAUCAGUAUGGUUUCUGUCAGCGAGUAAAAAAAGGCGAGACAGGGCUUUUGCUAUCUAAAGUAAGUGCCGUAACCCCUUUCUUUGGGUACGCCGGAAGCAAGCAGCUGACUGAAAAGAAGUUGAUAAGGAACGUGUUUGUCAAGGGAGAUGCCUACUUUAACACAGGUGACCUGAUGGCUGAAGAUAGUGAUGGUUUCAUCUCUUUCAAAGACAGAGUUGGAGACACCUACAGGUGGAAAGGUGAAAAUGUAGCAACAACAGAGGUGGCAGAAAGCCUUGGGUCAGUUGAUUUUAUCCAAGAAGUCAAUGUGUAUGGUGUGGAAAUACCAGGGCAUGAGGGAAGAGCUGGAAUGGCUGCCAUGAUUGUAAAACCAGGCUUCAUGUUUGACGGGAACACACUUUUUAAACAUGUGGUGAUGGAGCUACCCACGUAUGCUCGACCCGUCUUCUUAAGACUUCAGGUAGUGAUGGAAAUGACGAGCACCUUUAAACAUCAGAAGUUCCAGCUGGUUCAGAAUGGAUAUAAUCCCUCAACAAUAUCAGAUCCUCUUUAUGUUUUGGAUUAUCAGCAAAACAGCUAUGUUCCUUUAACAAAAAUUGUCUACCAGAGUAUCCUCUGUGGGGAACUCAAGCUAUAGUACUAGUGAGAGUAAUGUCUGAGAUUUAUGUAAAAUACUAAACUCCACUAAAAAAUAAAAUAUUAAAACAGAGAUAGUAUUUAAUUAAAGUACUGAUAGCAUCUAAAAACGUACACAUUCAAUCUCAUGAGUCAGACUAACAAGGUGACUGUAAUCAUGACCAUAUCCACUUGUGGCCAUUUACAGUACUUAUUGGCUGUAAAGCCAUGGCCAGCAUGACAAGAGUUUUUGAGACAGUUUGUGAAGAUGGUCAGACAGAAGCUUAGUGCUGAACAUACUCCUCUGCCUGAUCAGCCUCUAGUACAGCGUGCCUUUCCUCAAUACUUACCCUUCUAGCACACUAAAGCAUAAAAAGAAAAUAACAUCGGUAAAGCCUGGUAAGAGAUCUUCAGCAGGUUAUUUCAGAUGUUAAAAGACCCUGUUUUCAGGAAAUACAAAUUCAAGGUAUUUAUCGGUCAUAUGCACAGUAAAAACAAAACUGUAGCAUGGAGCAGUGAAAUUCUUACCUUCUUAGUCUCCCUCUACUUACACAGAAUAUGAUGAGUAUAAAAUUUAAAAAAGAGAAAUUUAAAAUCAGAUGAAAACUGCCAUUUAUUUUGAUGAAGCAUUUGGGGAGGGGGCUAUACAUUGUUUACUUCCUAUUGCACACAUUUUGUAACGUUCCAGUUUGCACGCAUUCCUAUUGGUUUAAUAAAAUCUAAUGAAAAUGAA